Messenger RNA from Durio zibethinus, 2434 nucleotides. NCBI's taxonomy places the organism in Eukaryota, Viridiplantae, Streptophyta, Magnoliopsida, Malvales, Malvaceae. The record is from RefSeq and is a predicted model, not a curated record.
CAUUGUCAUACUUAGAGGGUAGGCAUCAAUGUCAAUUAUAUGUGGCCUUCCACUCCUUGAAUGUGUUUACUGUCUGGCAUGUGCACGCUGGGCAUGGAAAAGAUGCCUCCAUACUGCUGGCCAUGACAGUGAAACAUGGGGCCAUGCAACUGCUGAAGAAUUUGAGCCUGUCCCACGACUAUGCCGCUAUAUUCUAGCUGUUUAUGAAGACGAUCUUCGGCACCCACUCUGGGAACCCCCUGGAGGCUAUGGGAUCAAUCCAGAUUGGUUGAUUCUCAGGAAAACUUAUGAAGGCACUCAAGGACGGGCUCCUUCAUAUAUAUUAUAUCUUGAUCAUGAUCAUGCUGAUAUAGUCCUUGCCAUUAGAGGUCUUAAUUUGGCAAAAGAGAGUGAUUACCAAGUGCUUUUGGAUAAUAAGCUGGGGAAAAAGAAAUUUGAUGGUGGUUAUGUUCAUAAUGGACUCUUGAAGGCUGCUGGAUGGGUUUUGGAUGCAGAGUGUGAAGUGUUGAAGGAACUGGUGGAGAAGUAUCCAAAUUAUACUUUGACGUUUGCAGGACAUUCUCUUGGGUCAGGUGUAGCAGCCAUGUUGGCGUUGGUGAUUGUACGGCAUCAGGAUAAACUGGGAAACAUUGACAGGAGGAGAAUCAGGUGCUAUGCUAUUGCACCUGCAAGGUGCAUGUCGCUGAAUUUAGCAGUCAGAUAUGCAGAUGUCAUCAAUUCUGUGGUUCUUCAGGAUGACUUCUUGCCACGAACAGCCACGCCUUUGGAAGACAUUUUCAAGUCACUUUUCUGUUUGCCAUGCCUACUAUGCCUGAGAUGCAUGAGGGACACUUGUAUACCAGAGGAGAAGAUGCUUAAAGAUCCAAGGAGGCUGUAUGCACCUGGUCGCCUCUAUCACAUUGUGGAGCGAAGACCUUUCAGAUUAGGAAGAUAUCCCCCAGUUGUGAGGACAGCAGUGCCGGUGGAUGGGAGGUUCGAGCAUAUCGUUCUUUCUUGUAAUGCCACCUCAGACCAUGCUAUAAUAUGGAUAGAAAGAGAAGCACAGAGAGCUAUGGAUUUAAUGUUGGAGAAAGAUGGAAUAAUGGAGAUCCCAGCACAGCAGAGAAUGGAACGGCAGGAGACUUUGGCUAGAGAACACAGGGAAGAGCACAAGGCUGCACUCCAAAGGGCUGUUUCAUUGUCAGUGCCCCAUGCUUUUUCACCUUUCCAAUAUGGAACUUUUGAUGAGUCCCAUGAUGGGGAGAACUCCCAUAAAUCUAGUGGCGAGUCGUCUGUUGGAUCAUCAGGGAAAAGCAAGAACAAAGAAAGCUGGAAUGAAUUGAUCGAACUUCUUUUUGACAAAGAUGAAUCUGGGCACAUCGUGCUCAAGAAAUCACAUAGGGAUGAUUGACAAUGUAAAUUAAGAGAAUAAAUGGAUAGAAGAAGUUUAUGCUUGCGAUGAACAACAUUCAUUGAUUCAUUUGUACUCGGUUUCCAUCCCAUAAUAAUCACGGGCAGUUGUGGAAACGCCGAGAGCUAAACACGUCAUUUGGAAAAUGAGCCUAGACGGGGAUAUAUAAAUAAAUAAAUAAAAUAUAUAUAUAUAUAUAUAUAUAUAUAUAACCCUUUGAAUUUGAGUUGAGUUUCAACUUCCUGUCGGUCUCUAACAAUCGCUGUUGCAUCCAUUCAUGGCUUUCCUUCGGUCAGUUCUUCUUUCUUCUGCUUUUUACCUGUUCGUUCUCCAACUUCUCUGCCGAAAGGUAAAGGAAACCCCGUCUCAUUUUUUUAAGCUAUACUUGUAUAUUUUGGAAAUGAGCAGUGGAAAUUUAUCCGUACUAAAAUGUUUGUCUUAAUUUUGAAUGAAUGAGACAAUCAAUCCAUUUCCUGUACGGGAUUGAUGAAUUAAAUGGUGUUCUUCAUCUGGGUUUUUGUUAAAAUCUCGUAUGGUCAUGCAUACGCUGACGUUUAUCCUGGAUAAUUUUUUUUUUAAUAAAUUUUGUGGAUAUCACUAUUUUAGUUGAUACUUGAUAGUAAGUACCCUUUCGUUGAAUGAUUAUCAAUUAGAAAAAAAAAAAAAGGGACAAAUUUGUGUCUCAUGAGUUUAUUGGCUGGCUGGCUUUUGGUUAUCUUUUAUAUUCUGAGUAGUUGCUUACUAUCUUUUAAUAUAUUCUUUUACAGCUUAUAUUUGAAGGAAAUUGUGCUUUCAGCAAAGCAGGUAUCUUUCUUUUUAUUUCAAUAUAUUAUAUAUGUUCUGUCGCAGCUUUAGAUAUUUAUCGUUAAGUUGCAAAGCUUGUUUUAUGUUGUUGUUUCCCGUCCAAAUUUUGGUUUGGAAUUUAACUCCUGCGGCACCUUGAAUUUAUAAUUGGUUGUUUCAUUUCAUCUUCGGAUCAAAGGAUUGAUGAGAAAGGAAAUUGGCUAAUGGAAUUUCAGUUUUUUUUUUUUAAUUAAAAAAUAA